UAAAAAUUAUAUUAAAAUAUUUCAUUGAGGAGACAAGUGGCUGGUGUUGUGUCUCAGUAUGCUGUACCUGGCGAAGGGACUCUUCCACAAAGUGGUGCCUGUAGAUCAACAGUUGGAUAUUGACUAUGCUAGGAUAUUCAGAAUGUCAUCAUCAGAACACUUGUUCCGAGUGCCACAGUUGUACACUGCCUCCCGAACUAUGAAUCUUAGGCGACCCGGAGGAGGCUCCAAUAUUCCUAAGUGAAUGGAUGUGUAUAAAUUCCAUCGAUCCAUAGAGCUACAACAUCCAUAAGAGCUACCGACAUGGAUAAAGAAAUAAAAUUAGAAGCAGACAGGUUCGUGUACCAUGAUAGUCUAAAAGAUGAAGACCGGAAGAAAAGAAAGACGCACAAGAAAAGUAGACGGGAGUCUGUCGAUGAGUACGAGAAAGACUAUAAGUCAAGAAGCAGUAGCAAUGGUAGAAGAAGUCACACGAAGAAGUCUCAUGAUAAAGACCAUUCAUUAGACGAAUUAAUGAAGCGGAAAGAACUAUUAGAAGCAUGUCUAGUAGCUUAUAAGUCUGAUAAAAGUGAUGGUGAAACGGAACAGCCAUCACAUAAGAAGAAAAAAGAUCGUGAUUAUGAGUACAGACGGAGCAAUAAACACAUGUCUAUUAAAGACAGAUCAUCAGAACGCGAUAGAUACAAGUGUAAACGAUAUGGGGAAGAUUUAAGACAAAUCAUAAAUAGAGAGCGUAGGAAGGAAAUGGAAAAAGAGAGGGAGUACCGUGAAAGAAAAGAAACGGAACGAAAUCGCGAGAGAGACGUGGAGAGGCGAUCUAUAGAGAUGAAGAGGAAAGAACGGGAGCCUCGAACACGUCAGACGCGAGACCGGUCGCCGAUAGUGCGUCGUGAUCGCGAACGCUCACGUGAUAGAAACCACAGGCGAACCCACAAACAUCAGAAUUCAAUCAAUGAAGUGGCACAAAUAGUUCCAUGUUCAAGUGACGAAGAAUCAAAUUUGGUAAUAAAUACAGAUGAUGAUGAAGAGAUAGAGGAGCAGAUUAUCGAAAAGAGAAGAGAAGAGAGGGAACGACUAAUAAAGAAGCUCCGUGGUAUCAACAAUGGCCCAUUGGAACAACAACAACAGCAGGUGGCAGUCUCCACCUCACCGGAUGUAAAGCCGGACAAUAUGAACUCUGACAUUAAACAGGAUAAAUGUGAAACAAAAGGAGAAAGUGACCAAGAUGAGACCACGAAUUCAGACUCCAAGAGCGAUGUAAGCGGGCUGGCCGGGAAUAUAGACAAUGAGUCCAAAACUAACAUCAAAUUGGAGAAGUCAGUGAAGAGCAAGUCGUGGGACAUGUUCGCUGAUCAGGACAGCUUCAGUGUUGAUACGUCUACAGCUGGAAAACCAAGAAGUGACAAUGCAUUAGAGAACCCUUCAUUGAUAGACAAUUGGGAUGAUGCCGAAGGGUACUACAGGGUGCGAAUCGGCGAGAGUCUGGACGAGCGGUACAAUGUGUACGGUUACACCGGCCAAGGGGUGUUCUCUAACGUGGUGCGGGCGCGGGACCAACGCGCCAACUGCGAUGUGGCCGUCAAGAUCAUCAGGAACAAUGCCAUGAUGCACAAAACCGGCCUCCGUGAGAUAGAAAUUCUGAAGCGUUUGAACGACGCCGACCCCCACGACAAGUUCCACUGUUUGCGCCUGUCCCGGCAUUUCUUCCACAAGCAGCACUUGUGCAUGGUGAUGGAGCCUCUGUCCAUGAACCUCAGGGAGGUGCUGAAGAAGUACGGCAAGAACAGCGGAAUACACAUCAAGGCGGUCAGAUGUAUAAAAGAACAAGAAAUUGCCCAGAAAGAAUGA
Molecule: messenger RNA, 1848 nt
Organism: Galleria mellonella (greater wax moth)
Lineage: Eukaryota; Metazoa; Arthropoda; Insecta; Lepidoptera; Pyralidae
Product: serine/threonine-protein kinase PRP4 homolog
Exons: 10
Coding region: 304-1848 (514 amino acids)
Biological process (GO): peptidyl-serine phosphorylation; peptidyl-threonine phosphorylation
Molecular function (GO): ATP binding; protein serine/threonine kinase activity
Source: RefSeq, a predicted model, not a curated record